AUGUCUAGCGAAACAAGCAGCACUGUCACACAAGAGCCUGACAGCACCGUCACUAUGGCCACUAGUGGCAUGGUUGACACUACCACACCUCUCAGCGAUGACACAUCAGCAACCGAGACAGGUUCUGGCCUUACAGAGGAGCCAUUCACUGCAAUGGUCACCUCUUCUGGAGAUGAAGUUUCUAGCGGAACAACCGAGUAUGCAACUAGUGGUAUGACCUACACUACCACACCUCUCAGCGUUGACAUAUCAGAAACCAAGACUGGUUCUGGCCUUACAGAGGAGCCCUUCACUGCAUCUGGAGAUGAAACAAGCAGCACUGUCACACAAGAGCCUGACAGCACCGUCCCUAUGGCAACAAGUACAAUUCCGGAGGGGACAUCAUCGGGUGAUGAAGAGUCUGGUGUGACGGAGGAAAUGAUAACAUCCUCUGGGGAAGAAACAACAUCCUCGGAUACAGUGGAGACAAUGUCGCCGCCUACCUCAGACACAUCCACUCCAGAAGAAGGAUCCCCUGUAACUGAGGAAAUGAUCACCUCUUCUGGAGAUGAAGUGUCCAGCGGAACAACCGAGUAUGCCACAAGUGGCAUGACUGACACUACCACACCUCUCAGGGAUGACACAUCAGCAACCGAGACUGGUUCUGGCCUUACAGAGGAGCCAUUCACUGCAUCUGGAGAUGAAACAAGCAGCACUGUCACACAAGAGCCUGACAGCACCGUCACUAUGGCAACAAGUACAAUUCAGGAGGGGACAUCAUCGGGUGAUGAAGAGUCUGGUGUGACGGAGGAAAUGAUAACAUCCUCUGGGGAAGAAACAACAUCCUCGGAUACAGCGGAGUCAAUGUCGCCGUCUACCUCUGUCACAUCCUCUCCAGAAGAAGGAUCCCCUGUCACUGAGGAAAUGGUCACCUCUUCUGGAGAUGAAGUUUCCAGCGGAACAACCGAGUAUGCCACAAGUGGCAUGACUGACACUACCACACCUCUCAGCGUUGACACAUCAGCAACCGAGACUGGUUCGGGCCUUACAGAGGAGCCAUUCACUACAUCUGGAGAUGAAACAAGCAGCACUGUCACACAAGAGCCUGACAGCACCGUCCCUAUGGCAACAAGUACAAUUCCGGAGGGGACAUCAUCGGGUGAUGAAGAGUCUGGUGUGACGGAGGAAAUGAUAACAUCCUCUGGGGAAAAAACAACAUCCUCGGAUACAGUGGAGACAAUGUCGCCGCCUACCUCUGUCACAUCCACUCCAGAAGAAUCAUACCCUGUAACUGAGGAAAUGGUCACCUCUUCCGGAGAUGAAGUUUCCAGCGGAACAACCGAGUAUGCCACAAGUGGCAUGACUGACACUACCACACCUCUCAGCGUUGACACAUCAGCAACCGAGACUGGUUCUGGCCUUACAGAGGAGCCCUUCACUGCAUCUGGAGAUGAGACAAGCAGCACUGUCACACAAGAGCCUGACAGCACCGUCACUAUGGCAACAAGUACAAUUCCGGAGGGGACAUCAUCGGGUGAUGAAGAGUCUGGUGUGACGGAGGAAAUGAUAACAUCCUCUGGGGAAGAAACAACAUCCUCGGAUACAGUGGAGACAAUGUCGCCGCCUACCUCAGUCACAUCCACUCCAGAAGAAGGAUCCCCUGUAACUGAGGAAAUGGUCACCUCUUCUGGAGAUGAGGUUUCCAGUGGAGCAACUGAGUAUGCCACAAGUGGCAUGACUGACACUACCACACCUCUCAGGGAUGACACAUCAGCAACCGAGACUGGUUCUGGCCUUACAGAGGAGCCAUUCACUGCAUCUGGAGAUGAAACAAGCAGCACUGUCACACAAGAGCCUGACAGCACCGUCACUAUGGCAACAAGUACAAUUCAGGAGGGGACAUCAUCGGGUGAUGAAGAGUCUGGUGUGACGGAGGAAAUGAUAACAUCUUCUGGGGAAGAAACAACAUCCUCGGAUACAGCGGAGUCAAUGUCGCCGUCUACCUCUGUCACAUCCUCUCCAGAAGAAGGAUCCCCUGUCACUGAGGAAAUGGUCACCUCUUCUGGAGAUGAAGUUUCCAGCGGAACAACCGAGUAUGCCACAAGUGGCAUGACUGACACUACCACACCUCUCAGCGUUGACACAUCAGCAACCGAGACUGGUUCGGGCCUUACAGAGGAGCCAUUCACUACAUCUGGAGAUGAAACAAGCAGCACUGUCACACAAGAGCCUGACAGCACCGUCCCUAUGGCAACAAGUACAAUUCCGGAGGGGACAUCAUCGGGUGAUGAAGAGUCUGGUGUGACGGAGGAAAUGAUAACAUCCUCUGGGGAAAAAACAACAUCCUCGGAUACAGUGGAGACAAUGUCGCCGCCUACCUCUGUCACAUCCACUCCAGAAGAAUCAUACCCUGUAACUGAGGAAAUGGUCACCUCUUCCGGAGAUGAAGUUUCCAGCGGAACAACCGAGUAUGCCACAAGUGGCAUGACUGACACUACCACACCUCUCAGCGUUGACACAUCAGCAACCGAGACUGGUUCUGGCCUUACAGAGGAGCCCUUCACUGCAUCUGGAGAUGAGACAAGCAGCACUGUCACACAAGAGCCUGACAGCACCGUCACUAUGGCAACAAGUACAAUUCCGGAGGGGACAUCAUCGGGUGAUGAAGAGUCUGGUGUGACGGAGGAAAUGAUAACAUCCUCUGGGGAAGAAACAACAUCCUCGGAUACAGUGGAGACAAUGUCGCCGCCUACCUCAGUCACAUCCACUCCAGAAGAAGGAUCCCCUGUAACUGAGGAAAUGGUCACCUCUUCUGGAGAUGAAGUUUCCAGUGGAGCAACUGAGUAUGCCACAAGUGGCAUGACUGACACUACCACACCUCUCAGCGAUGACACAUCAGCAACCGAGACUGGUUCUGGUCUUACAGAGGAGCCCUUCACUGCAUCUGGAGAUGAAACAAGCAGCACUGUCACACAAGAGCCUGACAGCACCGUCACUAUGGCAACAAGUACAAUUCCGGAGGGGACAUCAUCGGGUGAUGAAGAGUCUGGUGUGACGGAGGAAAUGAUAACAUCCUCUGGGGAAGAAACAACAUCCUCGGAUACAGUGGAGACAAUGUCGCCGCCUACCUCAGUCACAUCCACUCCAGAAGAAGGAUCCCCUGUAACUGAGGAAAUGGUCACCUCUUCUGGAGAUGAAGUUUCUAGCGGAACAACCGAGUAUGCAACUAGUGGUAUGACCUACACUACCACACCUCUCAGCGUUGACAUAUCAGAAACCAAGACUGGUUCUGGCCUUACAGAGGAGCCCUUCACUGCAUCUGGAGAUGAAACAAGCAGCACUGUCACACAAGAGCCUGACAGCACCGUCCCUAUGGCAACAAGUACAAUUCCGGAGGGGACAUCAUCGGGUGAUGAAGAGUCUGGUGUGACGGAGGAAAUGAUAACAUCCUCUGGGGAAGAAACAACAUCCUCGGAUACAGUGGAGACAAUGUCGCCGCCUACCUCAGUCACAUCCACUCCAGAAGAAGGAUCCCCUGUAACUGAGGAAAUGAUCACCUCUUCUGGAGAUGAAGUGUCCAGCGGAACAACCGAGUAUGCCACAAGUGGCAUGACUGACACUACCACACCUCUCAGGGAUGACACAUCAGCAACCGAGACUGGUUCUGGCCUUACAGAGGAGCCAUUCACUGCAUCUGGAGAUGAAACAAGCAGCACUGUCACACAAGAGCCUGACAGCACCGUCACUAUGGCAACAAGUACAAUUCAGGAGUGGACAUCAUCGGGUGAUGAAGAGUCUGGUGUGACGGAGGAAAUGAUAACAUCUUCUGGGGAAGAAACAACAUCCUCGGAUACAGCGGAGUCAAUGUCGCCGUCUACCUCUGUCACAUCCUCUCCAGAAGAAGGAUCCCCUGUCACUGAGGAAAUGGUCACCUCUUCUGGAGAUGAAGUUUCCAGCGGAACAACCGAGUAUGCCACAAGUGGCAUGACUGACACUACCACACCUCUCAGCGAUGACACAUCAGCAACCGAGACUGGUUCGGGCCUUACAGAGGAGCCAUUCACUACAUCUGGAGAUGAAACAAGCAGCACUGUCACACAAGAGCCUGACAGCACCGUCCCUAUGGCAACAAGUACACUUCCGGAGGGGACAUCAUCGGGUGAUGAAGAGUCUGGUGUGACGGAGGAAAUGAUAACAUCCUCUGGGGAAAAAACAACAUCCUCGGAUACAGUGGAGACAAUGUCGCCGCCUACCUCUGUCACAUCCACUCCAGAAGAAUCAUACCCUGUAACUGAGGAAAUGGUCACCUCUUCCGGAGAUGAAGUUUCCAGCGGAACAACCGAGUAUGCCACAAGUGGCAUGACUGACACUACCACACCUCUCAGCGUUGACACAUCAGCAACCGAGACUGGUUCUGGUCUUACAGAGGAGCCCUUCACUGCAUCUGGAGAUGAGACAAGCAGCACUGUCACACAAGAGCCUGACAGCACCGUCACUAUGGCAACAAGUACAAUUCCGGAGGGGACAUCAUCGGGUGAUGAAGAGUCUGGUGUGACGGAGGAAAUGAUAACAUCCUCUGGGGAAGAAACAACAUCCUCGGAUACAGUGGAGACAAUGUCGCCGCCUACCUCAGUCACAUCCACUCCAGAAGAAGGAUCCCCUGUAACUGAGGAAAUGGUCACCUCUUCUGGAGAUGAAGUUUCCAGUGGAGCAACUGAGUAUGCCACAAGUGGCAUGACUGACACUACCACACCUCUCAGCGAUGACACAUCAGCAACCGAGACUGGUUCUGGUCUUACAGAGGAGCCCUUCACUGCAUCUGGAGAUGAAACAAGCAGCACUGUCACACAAGAGCCUGACAGCACCGUCACUAUGGCAACAAGUACAAUUCCGGAGGGGACAUCAUCGGGUGAUGAAGAGUCUGGUGUGACGGAAGAAAUGAUAACAUCCUCUGGGGAAGAAACAACAUCCUCGGAUACAGUGGAGACAAUGUCGCCGCCUACCUCAGUCACAUCCACUCCAGAAGAAGGAUCCCCUGUAACUGAGGAAAUGGUCACCUCUUCUGAAGAUGAAGUGUCCAGCGGAAUAACCGAGUAUGUCACAAGUGGCAUGACUGACAUUACCACACCUCUCAGCGUUGACACAUCAGCAACCGAGACUGGUUCUGGUCUUACAGAGGAGCCCUUCACUGCAUCUGAGGAUGAAACAAGCGGCACUGUCACACAAGAGCCUGACAGCACCGUCCCUAUGGCAACAAGUACAAUUCCGGAGGGGACAUCAUCGGGUGAUGAAGAGUCUGGUGUGACGGAGGAAAUGAUAACAUCCUCUGGGGAAGAAACAACAUCCUCGGAUACAGUGGAGACAAUGUCGCCGCCUACCUCAGUCACAUCCACUCCAGAAGAAGGAUCCCCUGUAACUGAGGAAAUGGUCACCUCUUCUGGAGAUGAAGUUUCCAGUGGAGCAACUGAGUAUGCCACAAGUGGCAUGACUGACACUACCACACCUCUCAGCGAUGACACAUCAGCAACCGAGACUGGUUCUGGUCUUACAGAGGAGCCCUUCACUGCAUCUGGAGAUGAAACAAGCAGCACUGUCACACAAGAGCCUGACAGCACCGUCACUAUGGCAACAAGUACAAUUCCGGAGGGGACAUCAUCGGGUGAUGAAGAGUCUGGUGUGACGGAAGAAAUGAUAACAUCCUCUGGGGAAGAAACAACAUCCUCGGAUACAGUGGAGACAAUGUCGCCGCCUACCUCAGUCACAUCCACUCCAGAAGAAGGAUCCCCUGUAACUGAGGAAAUGGUCACCUCUUCUGGAGAUGAAGUUUCCAGUGGAGCAAAUGAGUAUGCCACAAGUGGCAUGACUGACAUUACCACACCUCUCAGCGAUGACACAUCAGCAACCGAGACUGGUUCUGGUCUUACAGAGGAGCCCUUCACUGCAUCUGGAGAUGAAACAAGCAGCACUGUCACACAAGAGCCUGACAGCACCGUCCCUAUGGCAACAAGUACAAUUCCGGAGGGGACAUCAUCGGGUGAUGAAGAGUCUGGUGUGACGGAGGAAAUGAUAACAUCCUCUGGGGAAGAAACAACAUCCUCGGAUACAGUGGAGACAAUGUCGCCGCCUACCUCAGUCACAUCCACUCCAGAAGAAGGAUCCCCUGUAACUGAGGAAAUGAUAACCUCUUCGGGAGAUGAAGUUUCCAGCGGAGCAACUGAGUAUGCCACAAGUGGCAUGACUGACAUUACCACACCUCUCAGCGAUGACACAUCAGCAACCGAGACUGGUUCUGGUCUUACAGAGGAGCCCUUCACUGCAUCUGGAGAUGAGACAAGCAGCACUGUCACACAAGAGCCUGACAGCACCGUCACUAUGGCAACAAGUACAAUUCCGGAGGGGACAUCAUCGGGUGAUGAAGAGUCUGGUGUGACGGAGGAAAUGAUAACAUCCUCUGGGGAAGAAACAACAUCCUCGGAUACAGUGGAGACAAUGUCGCCGCCUACCUCAGUCACAUCCACUCCAGAAGAAGGAUCCCCUGUAACUGAGAAAAUGGUCACCUCUUCUGGAGAUGAAGUUUCCAGUGGAGCAACUGAGUAUGCCACAAGUGGCAUGACUGACAUUACCACACCUCUCAGCGAUGACACAUCAGCAAUCGAGACUGGUUCUGGUCUUACAGAGGAGCCCUUCACUGCAUCUGGAGAUGAAACAAGCAGCACUGUCACACAAGAGCCUGACAGCACCGUCACUAUGGCAACAAGUACAAUUCCGGAGGGGACAUCAUCGGGUGAUGAAGAGUCUGGUGUGACGGAGGAAAUGAUAACAUCCUCUGGGGAAGAAACAACAUCCUCGGAUACAGUGGAGACAAUGUCGCCGCCUACCUCAGUCACAUCCACUCCAGAAGAAGGAUCCCCUGUAACUGAGGAAAUGGUCACCUCUUCUGAAGAUGAAGUGUCCAGCGGAACAACCGAGUAUGUCACAAGUGGCAUGACUGACAUUACCACACCUCUCAGCGUUGACACAUCAGCAACCGAGACUGGUCCUGGCCUUACAGAGGAGCCAUUCACUGCAUCUGGAGAUGAAACAAGCAGCACUGUCACACAAGAGCCUGACAGCACCGUCACUAUGGCAACAAGUACAAUUCCGGAGGGGACAUCAUCGGGUGAUGAAGAGUCUGGUGUGACGGAGGAAAUGAUAACAUCCUCUGGGGAAGAAACAACAUCCUCGGAUACAGUGGAGACAAUGUCGCCGCCUACCUCAGUCACAUCCACUCCAGAAGAAGGAUCCCCUGUAACUGAGGAAAUGGUCACCUCUUCUGGAGAUGAAGUGUCCAGCGGAACAACCGAGUAUGCCACAAGUGGCAUGACUGACACUACCACACCUCUCAGCGAUGACACAUCAGCAAUCGAGACUGGUUCUGGCCUUACAGAGGAGCCAUUCACUGCAUCUGGAGAUGAAACAAGCAGCACUGUCACACAAGAGCCUGACAGCACCGUAACUAUGGCAACAAGUACAAUUCCGGAGGGGACAUCAUCGGGUGAUGAAGAGUCUGGUGUGACGGAGGAAAUGAUAACAUCCUCUGGGGAAGAAACAACAUCCUCGGAUACAGUGGAGACAAUGUCGCCGCCUACCUCAGUCACAUCCACUCCAGAAGAAGGAUCCCCUGUAACUGAGGAAAUGGUCACCUCUUCUGGAGAUGAAGUGUCCAGCGGAAUAACCGAGUAUGUCACAAGUGGCAUGACUGACACUACCACACCUCUCAGCGUUGACACAUCAGCAACCGAGACUGGUUCUGGUCUUACAGAGGAGCCCUUCACUGCAUCUGGAGAUGAAACAAGCAGCACUGUCACACAAGAGCCUGACAGCACCGUCACUAUGGCAACAAGUACAAUUCCGGAGGGGACAUCAUCGGGUGAUGAAGAGUCUGGUGUGACGGAGGAAAUGAUAACAUCCUCUGGGGAAGAAACAACAUCCUCGGAUACAGUGGAGACAAUGUCGCCGCCUACCUCAGUCACAUCCACUCCAGAAGAAGGAUCCCCUGUAACUGAGGAAAUGGUCACCUCUUCUGGAGAUGAAGUGUCCAGCGGAAUAACCGAGUAUGUCACAAGUGGCAUGACUGACACUACCACACCUCUCAGCGUUGACACAUCAGCAACCGAGACUGGUUCUGGUCUUACAGAGGAGCCCUUCACUGCAUCUGGAGAUGAAACAAGCAGCACUGUCACACAAGAGCCUGACAGCACCGUCACUAUGGCAACAAGUACAAUUCCGGAGGGGACAUCAUCGGGUGAUGAAGAGUCUGGUGUGACGGAGGAAAUGAUAACAUCCUCUGGGGAAGAAACAACAUCCUCGGAUACAGUGGAGACAAUGUCGCCGCCUACCUCAGUCACAUCCACUCCAGAAGAAGGAUCCCCUGUAACUGAGGAAAUGGUCACCUCUUCUGGAGAUGAAGUGUCCAGCGGAAUAACCGAGUAUGUCACAAGUGGCAUGACUGACACUACCACACCUCUCAGCGUUGACACAUCAGCAACCGAGACUGGUUCUGGUCUUACAGAGGAGCCCUUCACUGCAUCUGGAGAUGAAACAAGCAGCACUGUCACACAAGAGCCUGACAGCACCGUCACUAUGGCAACAAGUACAAUUCCGGAGGGGACAUCAUCGGGUGAUGAAGAGUCUGGUGUGACGGAGGAAAUGAUAACAUCCUCUGGGGAAGAAACAACAUCCUCGGAUACAGUGGAGACAAUGUCGCCGCCUACCUCAGUCACAUCCACUCCAGAAGAAGGAUCCCCUGUAACUGAGGAAAUGAUAACCUCUUCGGGAGAUGAAGUUUCCAGCGGAGCAACUGAGUAUGCCACAAGUGGCAUGACUGACAUUACCACACCUCUCAGCGAUGACACAUCAGCAACCGAGACUGGUUCUGGUCUUACAGAUGAGCCCUUUGCUGCAUCUGGAGAUGAGACAAGCAGCACUGUCACACAAGAGCCUGACAGCACCGUCACUAUGGCAACAAGUACAAUUCCGGAGGGGACAUCAUCGGGUGAUGAAGAGUCUGGUGUGACGGAGGAAAUGAUAACAUCCUCUGGGGAAGAAACAACAUCAUCGGAUACAGUGGAGACAAUGUCGCCGCCUACCUCAGUCACAUCCACUCCAGAAGAAGGAUCCCCUGUAACUGAGGAAAUGGUCACCUCUUCUGGAGAUGAAGUUUCCAGUGGAGCAACUGAGUAUGCCACAAGUGGCAUGACUGACAUUACCACACCUCUCAGCGAUGACACAUCAGCAACCGAGACUGGUUCUGGUCUUACAGAGGAGCCCUUCACUGCAUCUGGAGAUGAAACAAGCAACACUGUCACACAAGAGCCUGACAGCACCGUCACUAUGGCAACAAGUACAAUUCCGGAGGGGACAUCAUCGGGUGAUGAAGAGUCUGGUGUGACGGAGGAAAUGAUAACAUCCUCUGGGGAAGAAACAACAUCCUCGGAUACAGUGGAGACAAUGUCGCCGCCUACCUCAGUCACAUCCACUCCAGAAGAAGGAUCCCCUGUAACUGAGGAAAUGGUCACCUCUUCUGGAGAUGAAGUGUCCAGCGGAAUAACCGAGUAUGUCACAAGUGGCAUGACUGACACUACCACACCUCUCAGCGUUGACACAUCAGCAACCGAGACUGGUUCUGGUCUUACAGAGGAGCCCUUCACUGCAUCUGGAGAUGAAACAAGCAGCACUGUCACACAAGAGCCUGACAGCACCGUCACUAUGGCAACAAGUACAAUUCCGGAGGGGACAUCAUCGGGUGAUGAAGAGUCUGGUGUGACGGAGGAAAUGAUAACAUCCUCUGGGGAAGAAACAACAUCCUCGGAUACAGUGGAGACAAUGUCGCCGCCUACCUCAGUCACAUCCACUCCAGAAGAAGGAUCCCCUGUAACUGAGGAAAUGGUCACCUCUUCUGGAGAUGAAGUGUCCAGCGGAAUAACCGAGUAUGUCACAAGUGGCAUGACUGACACUACCACACCUCUCAGCGUUGACACAUCAGCAACCGAGACUGGUUCUGGUCUUACAGAGGAGCCCUUCACUGCAUCUGGAGAUGAAACAAGCAGCACUGUCACACAAGAGCCUGACAGCACCGUCACUAUGGCAACAAGUACAAUUCCGGAGGGGACAUCAUCGGGUGAUGAAGAGUCUGGUGUGACGGAGGAAAUGAUAACAUCCUCUGGGGAAGAAACAACAUCCUCGGAUACAGUGGAGACAAUGUCGCCGCCUACCUCAGUCACAUCCACUCCAGAAGAAGGAUCCCCUGUAACUGAGGAAAUGGUCACCUCUUCUGGAGAUGAAGUGUCCAGCGGAAUAACCGAGUAUGUCACAAGUGGCAUGACUGACAUUACCACACCUCUCAGCGAUGACACAUCAGCAACCGAGACUGGUUCUGGUCUUACAGAUGAGCCCUUUGCUGCAUCUGGAGAUGAGACAAGCAGCACUGUCACACAAGAGCCUGACAGCACCGUCACUAUGGCAACAAGUACAAUUCCGGAGGGGACAUCAUCGGGUGAUGAAGAGUCUGGUGUGACGGAGGAAAUGAUAACAUCCUCUGGGGAAGAAACAACAUCCUCGGAUACAGUGGAGACAAUGUCGCCGCCUACCUCAGUCACAUCCACUCCAGAAGAAGGAUCCCCUGUAACUGAGGAAAUGGUCACCUCUUCUGAAGAUGAAGUGUCCAGCGGAACAACCGAGUAUGCCACAAGUGGCAUGACUGACACUACCACACCUCUCAGCGUUGACACAUCAGCAACCGAGACUGGUUCUGGCCUUACAGAGGAGCCAUUCACUGCAUCUGGAGAUGAAACAAGCAGCACUGUCACACAAGAGCCUGACAGCACCGUAACUAUGGCAACAAGUACAAUUCCGGACGGGACAUCAUCGGGUGAUGAAGAGUCUGGUGUGACGGAGGAAAUGCUAACAUCCUCUGGGGAAGAAACAACAUCCUCGGAUACAGUGGAGACAAUGUCGCCGCCUACCUCAGUCACAUCCACUCCAGAAGAAGGAUCCCCUGUAACUGAGGAAAUGGUCACCUCUUCUGGAGAUGAAGUGUCCAGCGGAACAACCGAGUAUGCCACAAGUGGCAUGACUGACACUACCACACCUCUCAGCGAUGACACAUCAGCAACCGAGACUGGUUCUGGCCUUACAGAGGAGCCAUUCACUGCAUCUGGAGAUGAAACAAGCAGCACUGUCACACAAGGGCCUGACAGCACCGUAACUAUGGCAACAAGUACAAUUCCGGAGGGGACAUCAUCGGGUGAUGAAGAGUCUGGUGUGACGGAGGAAAUGCUAACAUCCUCUGGGGAAGAAACAACAUCCUCGGAUACAGUGGAGACAAUGUCGCCGCCUACCUCAGUCACAUCCACUCCAGAAGAAGGAUCCCCUGUAACUGAGGAAAUGGUCACCUCUUCUGGAGAUGAAGUGUCCAGCGGAACAACCGAGUAUGUCACAAGUGGCAUGACUGACACUACCACACCUCUCAGCGAUGACACAUCAGCAAUCGAGACUGGUUCUGGCCUUACAGAGGAGCCCUUCACUGCAUCUGGAGAUGAAACAAGCAGCACUGUCACACAAGAGCCUGACAGCACCGUCACUAUGGCAACAAGUACAAUUCCGGAGGGGACAUCAUCGGGUGAUGAAGAGUCUGGUGUGACGGAGGAAAUGAUAACAUCCUCUGGGGAAGAAACAACAUCCUCGGAUACAGUGGAGACAAUGUCGCCGCCUACCUCAGUCACAUCCACUCCAGAAGAAGGAUCCCCUGUAACUGAGGAAAUGGUCACCUCUUCUGGAGAUGAAGUUUCCAGCGGAACAACCGAGUAUGCCACAAGUGGGAUGACUGAUACUACCACACCUCUCAGCGAUGACACAUCAGCAACCGAGACUGGUUCUGGUCUUACAGAGGAGCCCUUCACUGCAUCUGGAGAUGAAACAAGCAGCACUGUCACACAAGAGCCUGACAGCUCCGUAACUAUGGCAACAAGUACAAUUCCGGAGGGGACAUCAUCGGGUGACGAAGAGUCUAGUGUGACCGAGGAAAUGAUAACAUCCUCUGGGGAAGAAACAACAUCCUCGGAUACAGUGGAGACAAUGUCGCCGCCUACCUCAGUCACAUCCACUCCAGAAGAAGGAUCCCCUGUAACUGAGGAAAUGGUCACCUUUUCUGGAGAUGAAGUUUCCAGCGGAACAACCGAGUAUGCCACAAGUGGCAUGACUGACACUACCACACCUCUCAGCGUUGACACAUCAGCAACCGAGACUGGUUCUGGUCUUACAGAGGAGCCCUUCACUGCAUCUGGAGAUGAAACAAGCAGCACUGUCACACAAGAGCUUGACAGCACCGUCACUAUGGCAACAAGUACAAUUCCGGAGGGGACAUCAUCGGGUGAUGAAGAGUCUGGUGUGACGGAGGAAAUUAUAACAUCCUCUGGGGAAGAAACAACACCCUCGGAUACAGUGGAGACAAUGUCGCCGCCUACCUCAGUCACAUCCACUCCAGAAGAAGGAUCCCCUGUAACUGAGGAAAUGGUCUCCUCUUCUGGAGAUGAAGUUUCCAGCGGAACAACCGAGUAUGCCACAAGUGGGAUGACUGAUACUACCACACCUCUCAGCGAUGACACAUCAGCAACCGAGACUGGUUCUGGCCUUACAGAGGAGCCCUUCACUGCAUCUGGAGAUGAAACAAGCAGCACUGUCACACAAGAGCCUGACAGCUCCGUAACUAUGGCAACAAGUACAAUUCCGGAGGGGACAUCAUCGGGUGACGAAGAGUCUAGUGUGACCGAGGAAAUGAUAACAUCCUCUGGGGAAGAAACAACAUCCUCGGAUACAGUGGAGACAAUGUCGCCGCCUACCUCAGUCACAUCCACUCCAGAAGAAGGAUCCCCUGUAACUGAGGAAAUGGUCACCUCUUCUGGAGAUGAAGUUUCCAGCGGAACAACCGAGUAUGCCACAAGUGGCAUGACUGACACUACCACACCUCUCAGCGUUGACACAUCAGCAACCGAGACUGGUUCUGGCCUUACAGAGGAGCCCUUCACUGCAUCUGGAGAUGAAACAAGCAGCACUGUCACACAAGAGCUUGACAGCACCGUCACUAUGGCAACAAGUACAAUUCCGGAGGGGACAUCAUCGGGUGAUGAAGAGUCUGGUGUGACGGAGGAAAUUAUAACAUCCUCUGGGGAAGAAACAACACCCUCGGAUACAGUGGAGACAAUGUCGCCGCCUACCUCAGUCACAUCCACUCCAGAAGAAGGAUCCCCUGUAACUGAGGAAAUGGUCUCCUCUUCUGGAGAUGAAGUUUCCAGCGGAACAACCGAGUAUGCCACAAGUGGGAUGACUGAUACUACCACACCUCUCAGCGAUGACACAUCAGCAACCGAGACUGGUUCUGGUCUUACAGAGGAGCCCUUCACUGCAUCUGGAGAUGAAACAAGCAGCACUGUCACACAAGAGCCUGACAGCUCCGUAACUAUGGCAACAAGUACAAUUCCGGAGGGGACAUCAUCGGGUGAUGAAGAGUCUGGUGUGACGGAGGAAAUGAUAACAUCCUCUGGGGAAGAAACAACAUCCUCGGAUACAGUGGAGACAAUGUCGCCGCCUACCUCAGUCACACCCACUCCAGAAAAAGGAUCCCCUGUAACUGAGGAAAUGGUCACCUCUUCUGGAGAUGAAGUUUCCAGCGGAACAACCGAGUAUGCCACAAGUGGCAUGACUGACACUACCACACCUCUCAGCGUUGACACAUCAGCAACCGAGACUGGUUCUGGUCUUACAGAGGAGCCCUUCACUGCAUCUGGAGAUGAAACAAGCAGCACUGUCACACAAGAGCCUGACAGCACCGUCACUAUGGCAACAAGUACAAUUCCGGAGGGGACAUCAUCGGGUGAUGAAGAGUCUGGUGUGACGGAGGAAAUGAUAACAUCCUCUGGGGAAGAAACAACACCCUCGGAUACAGUGGAGACAAUGUCGCCGCCUACAUCAGCCACAUCCACUCCAGAAGAAGGAUCCCCUGUAACUGAGGAAAUGGUCACCUCUUCUGGAGAUGAAGUUUCCAGCGGAACAACCGAGUAUGCCACAAGUGGCAUGACUGACACUACCACACCUCUCAGCGAUGACACAUCAGCAACCGAGACUGGUUCUGGUCUUACAGAGGAGCCCUUCACUGCAUCUGGAGAUGAAACAAGCAGCACUGUCACACAAGAGCCUGACAGCACCGUCACUAUGGCAACAAGUACAAUUCCGGAGGGGACAUCAUCGGGUGAUGAAGAGUCUGGUGUGACGGAGGAAAUGAUAACAUCCUCUGGGGAAGAAACAACACCCUCGGAUACAGUGGAGACAAUGUCGCCGCCUACCUCAGUCACAUCCACUCCAGAAGAAGGAUCCCCUGUAACUGAGGAAAUGGUCACCUCUUCUGGAGAUGAAGUUUCCAGCGGAACAACCGAGUAUGCCACAAGUGGGAUGACUGACACUACCACACAUCUCAGCGAUGACACAUCAGCAACCGAGACUGGUUCUGGUCUGACAGAGGAGCCCUUCACUGCAUCUGGAGAUGAAACAAGCAGCACUGUCACACAAGAGCCUGACAGCUCCGUAACUAUGCCAACAAGUACAAUUCCGGAGGGGACAUCAUCGGGUGAUGAAGAGUCUGGUGUGACAGAGGAAAUGAUAACAUCCUCUGGGGAAGAAACAACACCCUCGGAUACAGUGGAGACAAUGUCGCCGCCUACAUCAGCCACAUCAACUCCAGAAGAAGGAUCCCCUGUAACUGAGGAAAUGGUCACCUCUUCUGGAGAUGAAGUUUCCAGCGGAACAACCGAGUAUGCCACAAGUGGCAUGACUGACACUACCACACCUCUCAGCGUUGACACAUCAGCAACCGAGACUGGUUCUGGCCUUACAGAGGAGCCCUUCACUGCAUCUGGAGAUGAAACAAGCAGCACUGUCACACAAGAGCUUGACAGCACCGUCACUAUGGCAACAAGUACAAUUCCGGAGGGGACAUCAUCGGGUGAUGAAGAGUCUGGUGUGACGGAGGAAAUGAUAACAUCCUCUGGGGAAGAAACAACACCCUCGGAUACAGUGGAGACAAUGUCGCCGCCUACAUCAGCCACAUCAACUCCAGAAGAAGGAUCCCCUGUAACUGAGGAAAUGGUCACCUCUUCUGGAGAUGAAGUUUCCAGCGGAACAACCGAGUAUGCCACAAGUGGCAUGACUGACACUACCACACCUCUCAGCGUUGACACAUCAGCAACCGAGACUGGUUCUGGCCUUACAGAGGAGCCCUUCACUGCAUCUGGAGAUGAAACAAGCAGCACUGUCACACAAGAGCUUGACAGCACCGUCACUAUGGCAACAAGUACAAUUCCGGAGGGGACAUCAUCGGGUGAUGAAGAGUCUGGUGUGACGGAGGAAAUGAUAACAUCCUCUGGGGAAGAAACAACACCCUCGGAUACAGUGGAGACAAUGUCGCCGCCUACAUCAGCCACAUCAACUCCAGAAGAAGGAUCCCCUGUAACUGAGGAAAUGGUCACCUCUUCUGGAGAUGAAGUUUCCAGCGGAACAACCGAGUAUGCCACAAGUGGCAUGACUGACACUACCACACCUUUCAGCGAUGACACAUCAGCAACCGAGACUGGUUCUGGUCUUACAGAGGAGCCCUUCACUGCAUCUGGAGAUGAAACAAGCAGCACUGUCACACAAGAGCCUGACAGCACCGUCACUAUGGCAACAAGUACAAUUCCGGAGGGGACAUCAUCGGGUGAUGAAGAGUCUGGUGUGACGGAGGAAAUGAUAACAUCCUCUGGGGAAGAAACAACAUCCUCGGAUACAGUGGAGACAAUGUCGCCGCCUACCUCAGUAACAUCCACUCCAGAAGAAGGAUCCCCUGUAACUGAGGAAAUGGUCACCUCUUCUGGAGAUGAAGUGUCCAGCGGAACAACCGAGUAUGCCACAAGUGGCAUGACUGACACUACCACACCUCUCAGCGAUGACACAUCAGCAACCGAGACUGGUUCUGGUCUUACAGAGGAGCCCUUCACUGCAUCUGGAGAUGAAACAAGCAGCACUGUCACACAAGAGCCUGACAGCACCGUCACUAUGGCAACAAGUACAAUUCCGGAGGGGACAUCAUCGGGUGAUGAAGAGUCUGGUGUGACGGAGGAAAUGAUAACAUCCCCUAGGGAAGAAACAACACCCUCGGAUACAGUGGAGACAAUGUCGCCGCCUACAUCAGCCACAUCAACUCCAGGAGAAGGAUCCCCUGUAACUGAGGAAAUGGUCACCUCUUCUGGAGAUGAAGUUUCCAGCGGAACAACCGAGUAUGCCACAAGUGGCAUGACUGACACUACCACACCUCUCAGCGUUGACACAUCAGCAACCGAGACUGGUUCUGGUCUUACAGAGGAGCCCUUCACUGCAUCUGGAGAUGAAACAAGCAGCACUGUCACACAAGAGCUUGACAGCACCGUCACUAUGGCAACAAGUACAAUUCCGGAGGGGACAUCAUCGGGUGAUGAAGAGUCUGGUGUGACGGAGGAAAUGAUAACAUCCUCUGGGGAAGAAACAACACCCUCGGAUACAGUGGAGACAAUGUCGCCGCCUACAUCAGCCACAUCAACUCCAGAAGAAGGAUCCCCUGUAACUGAGGAAAUGGUCACCUCUUCUGGAGAUGAAGUUUCCAGCGGAACAACCGAGUAUGCCACAAGUGGCAUGACUGACACUACCACACCUUUCAGCGAUGACACAUCAGCAACCGAGACUGGUUCUGGUCUUACAGAGGAGCCCUUCACUGCAUCUGGAGAUGAAACAAGCAGCACUGUCACACAAGAGCCUGACAGCACCGUCACUAUGGCAACAAGUACAAUUCCGGAGGGGACAUCAUCGGGUGAUGAAGAGUCUGGUGUGACGGAGGAAAUGAUAACAUCCUCUGGGGAAGAAACAACACCCUCGGAUACAGUGGAGACAAUGUCGCCGCCUACAUCAGCCACAUCCACUCCAGAAGAAGGAUCCCCUGUAACUGAGGAAAUGGUCACCUCUUCUGGAGAUGAAGUGUCCAGCGGAACAACCGAGUAUGCCACAAGUGGCAUGACUGACACUACCACACCUCUCAGCGAUGACACAUCAGCAACCGAGACUGGUUCUGGUCUUACAGAGGAGCCCUUCACUGCAUCUGGAGAUGAAACAAGCAGCACUGUCACACAAGAGCCUGACAGCACCGUCACUAUGGCAACAAGUACAAUUCCGGAGGGGACAUCAUCGGGUGAUGAAGAGUCUGGUGUGACGGAGGAAAUGAUAACAUCCUCUGGGGAAGAAACAACAUCCUCGGAUACAGUGGAGACAAUGUCGCCGCCUACCUCAGUAACAUCCACUCCAGAAGAAGGAUCCCCUGUAACUGAGGAAAUGGUCACCUCUUCUGGAGAUGAAGUGUCCAGCGGAACAACCGAGUAUGCCACAAGUGGCAUGACUGACACUACCACACCUCUCAGCGAUGACACAUCAGCAACCGAGACUGGUUCUGGUCUUACAGAGGAGCCCUUCACUGCAUCUGGAGAUGAAACAAGCAGCACUGUCACACAAGAGCCUGACAGCACCGUCACUAUGGCAACAAGUACAAUUCCGGAGGGGACAUCAUCGGGUGAUGAAGAGUCUGGUGUGACGGAGGAAAUGAUAACAUCCCCUAGGGAAGAAACAACACCCUCGGAUACAGUGGAGACAAUGUCGCCGCCUACAUCAGCCACAUCAACUCCAGGAGAAGGAUCCCCUGUAACUGAGGAAAUGGUCACCUCUUCUGGAGAUGAAGUUUCCAGCGGAACAACCGAGUAUGCCACAAGUGGCAUGACUGACACUACCACACCUCUCAGCGUUGACACAUCAGCAACCGAGACUGGUUCUGGUCUUACAGAGGAGCCCUUCACUGCAUCUGGAGAUGAAACAAGCAGCACUGUCACACAAGAGCUUGACAGCACCGUCACUAUGGCAACAAGUACAAUUCCGGAGGGGACAUCAUCGGGUGAUGAAGAGUCUGGUGUGACGGAGGAAAUGAUAACAUCCUCUGGGGAAGAAACAACACCCUCGGAUACAGUGGAGACAAUGUCGCCGCCUACCUCAGUCACAUCCACUCCAGAAGAAGGAUCCCCUGUAACUGAGGAAAUGGUCACCGCUUCUGGAGAUGAAGUUUCCAGCGGAACAACCGAGUAUGCCACAAAGGAGCCCUUCACUGCAUCUGGAGAUGAAACAAGCAGCACUGUCACACAAGAGCCUGACAGCUCCGUAACUAUGGCAACAAGUACAAUUCCGGAGGGGACAUCAUCGGGUGAUGAAGAGUCUGGUGUGACGGAGGAAAUGAUAACAUCCUCUGGGGAAGAAACAACACCCUCGGAUACAGUGGAGACAAUGUCGCCGCCUACAUCAGCCACAUCAACUCCAGAAGAAGGAUCCCCUGUAACUGAGGAAAUGGUCACCUCUUCUGGAGAUGAAGUUUCCAGCGGAACAACCGAGUAUGCCACAAGUGGCAUGACUGACACUACCACACCUUUCAGCGAUGACACAUCAGCAACCGAGACUGGUUCUGGUCUUACAGAGGAGCCCUUCACUGCAUCUGGAGAUGAAACAAGCAGCACUGUCACACAAGAGCCUGACAGCACCGUCACUAUGGCAACAAGUACAAUUCCGGAGGGGACAUCAUCGGGUGAUGAAGAGUCUGGUGUGACGGAGGAAAUGAUAACAUCCUCUGGGGAAGAAACAACACCCUCGGAUACAGUGGAGACAAUGUCGCCGCCUACAUCAGCCACAUCAACUCCAGAAGAAGGAUCCCCUGUAACUGAGGAAAUGGUCACCUCUUCUGGAGAUGAAGUGUCCAGCGGAACAACCGAGUAUGCCACAAGUGGCAUGACUGACACUACCACACCUCUCAGCGAUGACACAUCAGCAACCGAGACUGGUUCUGGUCUUACAGAGGAGCCCUUCACUGCAUCUGGAGAUGAAACAAGCAGCACUGUCACACAAGAGCCUGACAGCACCGUCACUAUGGCAACAAGUACAAUUCCGGAGGGGACAUCAUCGGGUGAUGAAGAGUCUGGUGUGACGGAGGAAAUGAUAACAUCCUCUGGGGAAGAAACAACAUCCUCGGAUACAGUGGAGACAAUGUCGCCGCCUACCUCAGUAACAUCCACUCCAGAAGAAGGAUCCCCUGUAACUGAGGAAAUGGUCACCUCUUCUGGAGAUGAAGUGUCCAGCGGAACAACCGAGUAUGCCACAAGUGGCAUGACUGACACUACCACACCUCUCAGCGAUGACACAUCAGCAACCGAGACUGGUUCUGGUCUUACAGAGGAGCCCUUCACUGCAUCUGGAGAUGAAACAAGCAGCACUGUCACACAAGAGCCUGACAGCACCGUCACUAUGGCAACAAGUACAAUUCCGGAGGGGACAUCAUCGGGUGAUGAAGAGUCUGGUGUGACGGAGGAAAUGAUAACAUCCCCUAGGGAAGAAACAACACCCUCGGAUACAGUGGAGACAAUGUCGCCGCCUACAUCAGCCACAUCAACUCCAGGAGAAGGAUCCCCUGUAACUGAGGAAAUGGUCACCUCUUCUGGAGAUGAAGUUUCCAGCGGAACAACCGAGUAUGCCACAAGUGGCAUGACUGACACUACCACACCUCUCAGCGUUGACACAUCAGCAACCGAGACUGGUUCUGGUCUUACAGAGGAGCCCUUCACUGCAUCUGGAGAUGAAACAAGCAGCACUGUCACACAAGAGCCUGACAGCUCCGUAACUAUGCCAACAAGUACAAUCCCGGAGGGGACAUCAUCGGGUGAUGAAGAGUCUGGUGUGACGGAGGAAAUGAUAACAUCCUCUGGGGAAGAAAAGACAACUUUUGGAGAUGAAAUCACAACACCAACAGAAUAUGGAUUUUCUUCAUUAGAAUUAGAUCCAAAAGUGACUUUGCAAGCAUUUAAUAGAGUGGAAAAGACGACGGAAAUAUUUUCGGGAGAACAAACGACAGCUGUAGACGAAAGCCUGUCCAUUCCAACCGUGACCACAGACACUGUCGAAACUGUAACACUAGCCGAUGAGGGAUCAGCAAUAACAGAGGAAAUGAUAACAUCUUCAGGAGAAGAGACUUCAAGUGGUGCAACACCAGAAACAACAAGUCCAGUGACUGUCACCACUCUAGCACCAGACGACAAACAAACAGUGACUGAAGACUUCUCUGGCAUAACUGAAGAUAUGUUUACAGCCUCAGGAGAUGAAACGGGAAGCACAACAACAGCAGAGACCACUAGUCCUGCCACAAUGUCUACCUCCCAGGCAGGAGAAAUGACAACUUCAGGAGAUGAAGGAUCAGGUGUGACAGAGGAAAUGCUGACGUUUUCGGGAGAACAAACGACAGCUGUAGAGGAAAGCCUGUCCAUUCCAACCGUGACCACAGACACUGUCCAAACUGCAGCACUACCCGAUGAAGGAUCAGCAAUAACAGAGGAAAUGAUAACAUCUUCAGGAGAAGAGACUUCAAGUGGUGCAACACCAGAAACAACAAGUCCAGUGACUGUCACCACUCUAGCACCAGACGACAAACAAACAGUGACUGAAGACUUCUCUGGCAUAACAAUAACUGAAGAUAUGUUUACAGCCUCAGGAGAUGAAACGGGAAGCACAACAACAGCAGAGACUACUAGUCCUGCCACAAUGUCUACCUCCCAGGAAGAAGAAAUGACAAGUUCAGGAGAUGAAGGAUCAGGUGUGACAGAGGAAAUGCUGACGUUUUCGGGAGAACAAACCACAGCUGUAGACGAAAGCCUGUCCAUUCCAACCGUGACCACAGACACUGUCCAAACUGCAGCACUACCCGAUGAAGGAUCAGCAAUAACAGAGGAAAUGAUAACAUCUUCAGGAGAAGAGACUUCAAGUGGUGCAACACCAGAAACAACAAGUCCAGUGACUGUCACCACUCUAGCACCAGACGACAAACAAACAGUGACUGAAGACUUCUCUGGCAUAACUGAAGAUAUGUUUACAGCCUCAGGAGAUGAAACGGGAAGCACAACAACAGCAGAGACCACUAGUCCUGCCACAAUGUCUACCUCCCAGGCAGGAGAAAUGACAACUUCAGGAGAUGAAGGAUCAGGUGUGACAGAGGAAAUGCUGACGUUUUCGGGAGAACAAACGACAGCUGUAGAGGAAAGCCUGUCCAUUCCAACCGUGACCACAGACACUGUCCAAACUGCAGCACUACCCGAUGAAGGAUCAGCAAUAACAGAGGAAAUGAUAACAUCUUCAGGAGAAGAGACUUCAAGUGGUGCAACACCAGAAACAACAAGUCCAGUGACUGUCACCACUCUAGCACCAGACGACAAACAAACAGUGACUGAAGACUUCUCUGGCAUAACAAUAACUGAAGAUAUGUUUACAGCCUCAGGAGAUGAAACGGGAAGCACAACAACAGCAGAGACUACUAGUCCUGCCACAAUGUCUACCUCCCAGGAAGAAGAAAUGACAAGUUCAGGAGAUGAAGGAUCAGGUGUGACAGAGGAAAUGCUGACGUUUUCGGGAGAACAAACCACAGCUGUAGACGAAAGCCUGUCCAUUCCAACCGUGACCACAGACACUGUCCAAACUGCAGCACUACCCGAUGAAGGAUCAGCAAUAACAGAGGAAAUGAUAACAUCUUCAGGAGAAGAGACUUCAAGUGGUGCAACACCAGAAACAACAAGUCCAGUGACUGUCACCACUCUAGCACCAGACGACAAACAAACAGUGACUGAAGACUUCUCCGGCAUAACUGAAGAUAUGUUUACAGCCUCAGGAGAUGAAACGGGAAGCACAACAACAGCAGAGACUACUAGUCCUGAAACAAUGUCUACCUCCCAGGCAGGAGAAAUGACAAGUUCAGGAGAUGAAGGAUCAGGUGUGACAGAGGAAAUGCUGACGUUUUCGGGAGGACAAACAACAGCUGCAGACGAAAGCCUGUCCAUUCCAACCGUGACCACAGACACUGUCCAAACUGGUACACUACCCGAUGAGCGAUCAGCAAUAACCGAGGAAAUGAUAACAUCUUCAGGAGAAGAGACUUCAAGUGGUGCAACACCAGAAACAACAAGUCCAGUGACUGUCACCACUAUUGCACCACACGACAAACAAACAGUGACUGAAGACUUCUCCGGCAUAACUGAAGAUAUGUUUACAGCCUCAGGAGAUGAAACGGGAAGCACAACAACAGCAGAGACUACUAGUCCUGAAACAAUGUCUACCUCCCAGGCAGGAGAAAUGACAAGUUCAGGAGAUGAAGGAUCAGGUGUGACAGAGGAAAUGCUGACGUUUUCGGGAGAACAAACGACAGUUGUAGACGAAAGCCUGUCCAUUCCAACCGUGACCACAGACACUGUCCAAACUGCAGCACUACCCGAUGAGGGAUCAGGAAUAACCGAGGAAAUGAUAACAUCUUCAGGAGAAGAGACUUCAAGUGGUGCAACACCAGAAACAACAAGUCCAGUGACUGUCACCACUCUAGCACCAGACGACAAACAAACAGUGACUGAAGACUUCUCCGGCAUAACUGAAGAUAUGUUUACAGCCUCAGGAGAUGAAACGGGAAGCACAACAACAGCAGAGACUACUAGUCCUGCUACAAUGUCUACCUCCGAGGCAGAAGAAAUGACAACUUCAGGAGAUGAAGGAUCAGGUGUGACAGAGGAAAUGCUGACGUUUUCGGGAGAACAAACGACAGUUGUAGACGAAAGCCUGUCCAUUCCAACCGUGACCACAGACACUGUCCAAACUGCAGCACUACCCAAUGAGGGAUCAGCAAUAACCGAGGAAAUGAUAACAUCUUCAGGAGAAGAGACUUCAAGUGGUGCAACACCAGAAACAACAAGUCCAGUGACUGUCACCACUCUAGCACCAGACGACAAACAAACAGUGACUGAAGACUUCUCCGGCAUAACUGAAGAUAUGUUUACAGCCUCAGGAGAUGAAACGGGAAGCACAACAACAGCAGAGACUACUAGUCCUGCUACAGUGUCUACCUCCCAGGCAGAAGAAAUGACAACUUCAGGAGAUGAAGGAUCAGGUGUGACAGAGGAAAUGCUGACGUUUUCGGGAGGACAAACAACAGCUGCAGACGAAAGCCUGUCCAUUCCAACCGUGACCACAGACACUGUCCAAACUGCAACACUACCCGAUGAGGGAUCAGCAGUAACCGAGGAAAUGAUAACAUCUUCAGGAGAAGAGACUUCAAGUGGUGCAACACCAGAAACAACAAGUCCAGUGACUGUCACCACUUUUGCACCACACGACAAACAAACAGUGACUGAAGACUUCUCCAGCAUAACUGAAGAUAUGUUUACAGCCUCAGGAGAUGAAACGGGAAGCACAACAACAGCAGAGACUACUAGUCCUGAAACAAUGUCUACCGCCCAGGCAGGAGAAAUGACAACUUCAGGAGAUGAAGGAUCAGGUGUGACAAAGGAAAUGCUGACGUUUUCGGGAGAACAAACGACAGCUGUAGACGAAAGCCUGUCCAUUCCAACCGUGACCACAGACACUGUCCAAACUGCAGCACUACCCGAUGAGGGAUCAGCAAUAACAGAGGAAAUGAUAACAUCUUCAGGAGAAGAGACUUCAAGUGGUGCAACACCAGAAACAACAAGUCCAGUGACUGUCACCACUCUAGCACCAGACGACAAACAAACAGUGACUGAAGACUUCUCCGGCAUAACUGAAGAUAUGUUUACAGCCUCAGGAGAUGAAACGGGAAGCACAACAACAGCAGAGACUACUAGUCCUGCUACAAUGUUUACCUCCCAGGCAGGAGAAAUGACAAGUUCAGGAGAUGAAGGAUCAGGUGUGACAGAGGAAAUGCUGACGUUUUCGGGAGGACAAACAACAGCUGCAGACGAAAGCCUGUCCAUUCCAACCGUGACCACAGACACUGUCCAAACUGCAACACUACCCGAUGAGGGAUCAGCAGUAACCGAGGAAAUGAUAACAUCUUCAGGAGAAGAGACUUCAAGUGGUGCAACACCAGAAACAACAAGUCCAGUGACUGUCACCACUUUUGCACCACACGACAAACAAACAGUGACUGAAGACUUCUCCGGCAUAACUGAAGAUAUGUUUACAGCCUCAGGAGAUGAAACGGGAAGCACAACAACAGCAGAGACUACUAGUCCUGAAACAAUGUCUACCGCCCAGGCAGGAGAAAUGACAAGUUCAGGAGAUGAAGGAUCAGGUGUGACAGAGGAAAUGCUGACGUUUUCGGGAGAACAAACGACAGCUGUAGACGAAAGCCUGUCCAUUCCCACCGUGACCACAGACACUGUCCAAACUGCAGCACUACCCGAUGAGGGAUCAGCAAUAACAGAGGAAAUGAUAACAUCUUCAGGAGAAGAGACUUCAAGUGGUGCAACACCAGAAACAACAAGUCCAGUGACUGUCACCACUUUUGCACCACACGACAAACAAACAGUGACUGAAGACUUCUCCGGCAUAACUGAAGAUAUGUUUACAGCCUCAGGAGAUGAAACGGGAAGCACAACAACAGCAGCGACUACUAGUCCUGAAACAAUGUCUACCGCCCAGGCAGGAGAAAUGACAAGUUCAGGAGAUGAAGGAUCAGGUGUGACAGAGGAAAUGCUGACGUUUUCGGGAGAACAAACGACAGUUGUAGACGAAAGCCUGUCCAUUCCAACCGUGACCACAGACACUGUCCAAACUGCAGCACUACCCGAUGAGGGAUCAGCAAUAACCGAGGAAAUGAAAACAUCUUCAGGAGAAGAGACUUCAAGUGGUGCAACACCAGAAACAACAAGUCCAGUGACUGUCACCACUCUAGCACCAGACGACAAACAAACAGUGACUGAAGACUUCUCCGACAUAACUGAAGAUAUGUUUACAGCCUCAGGAGAUGAAACGGGAAGCACAACAACAGCAGAGACUACUAGUCCUGCCACAAUGUUUACCUCCCAGGCAGGAGAAAUGACAAGUUCAGGAGAUGAAGGAUCAGGUGUGACAGAGGAAAUGCUGACGUUUUCGGGAGGACAAACAACAGCUGUAGACGAAAGCCUGUCCAUUCCAACCGUGACCACAGACACUGUCCAAACUGCAACACUACCCGAUGAGGGAUCAGCGGUAACAGAGGAAAUGAUAACAUCUUCAGGAGAAGAGACUUCAAGUGGUGCAACACCAGAAACAACAAGUCCAGUGACUGUCACCACUCUAGCACCAGACGACAAACAAACAAUGACUGAAGACUUCUCCAGCAUAACUGAAGAUAUGUUUACAGCCUCAGGGGAUGAAACGGGAAGCACAACAACAGCAGAGACUACUAGUCCUGCCACAAUGUUUACCUCCCAGGCAGGAGAAAUGACAAGUUCAGGAGAUGAAGGAUCAGGUGUGACAGAGGAAAUGCUGACGUUUUCGGGAGAACAAACGACAGUUGUAGACGAAAGCCUGUCCAUUCCAACCGUGACCACAGACACUGUCCAAACUGCAGCACUACCCGAUGAGGGAUCAGCAAUAACCGAGGAAAUGAUAACAUCUUCAGGAGAAGAGACUUCAAGUGGUGCAACACCAGAAACAACAAGUACAGUGACUGUCACCACUUUUGCACCAGACGACAAACAAACAGUGACUGAAGACUUCUCUGGCAAAACUGAAGAUAUGUUUACAGCCUCGGGAGAUGAAACGGGAAGCACAACAACAGCAGAGACUACUAGUCCUGCUACAAUGUCUACCGCCCAGGCAGGAGAAAUGACAAGUUCAGGAGAUGAAGGAUCAGGUGUGACAGAGGAAAUGCUGACGUUUUCGGGAGAACAAACGACAGCUGUAGACGAAAGCCUGUCCAUUCCAACCGUGACCACAGACACUGUCCAAACUGCAGCACUACCCGAUGAGGGAUCAGCAAUAACCGAGGAAAUGAUAACAUCUUCAGGAGAAGAGACUUCAAGUGGUGCAACACCAGAAACAACAAGUCCAGUGACUGUCACCACUCUAGCACCAGACGACAAACAAACAGUGACUGAAGACUUCUCCGGCAUAACUGAAGAUAUGUUUACAGCCUCAGGAGAUGAAACGGGAAGCACAACAACAGCAGAGACUACUAGUCCUGCUACAAUGUCUACCUCCCAGGCAGAAGAAAUGACAACUUCAGGAGAUGAAGGAUCAGGUGUGACAGAGGAAAUGCUGACGUUUUCGGGAGAACAAACGACAGCUGUAGACGAAAGCCUGUCCAUUCCAACCGUGACCACAGACAGUGUCCAAACUGCAACACUACCCGAUGAGGGAUCAGCAAUAACAGAGGAAAUGAUAACAUCUUCAGGAGAAGAGACUUCAAGUGGUGCAACACCAGAAACAACAAGUCCAGUGACUGUCACCACUCUAGCACCAAACGACAAACAAACAGUGACUGAAGACUUCUCCGGCAUAACUGAAGAUAUGUUUACAGCCUCAGGAGAUGAAACGGGAAGCACAACAACAGCAGAGACUACUAGUCUUGCUACAAUGUCUACCUCCCAGGCAGAAGAAAUGACAAGUUCAGGAGAUGAAGGAUCAGGUGUGACAGAGGAAAUGUUGACGUUUUCGGGAGGACAAACAACAGCUGCAGACGAAAGCCUGUCCAUUCCAACCGUGACCACAGACACUGUCCAAACUGCAACACUACCCGAUGAGCGAUCAGCAGUAACCGAGGAAAUGAUAACAUCUUCAGGAGAAGAGACUUCAAGUGGUGCAACACCAGAAACAACAAGUCCAGUGACUGUCACCACUCUAGCACCAGACGACAAACAAACAGUGACUGAAGACUUCUCCGGCAUAACUGAAGAUAUGUUUACAGCCUCAGGAGAUGAAACGGGAAGCACAACAACAGCAGAGACUACUAGUCCUGCUACAAUGUCUACCUCCCAGGCAGAAGAAAUGACAACUUCAGGAGAUGAAGGAUCAGGUGUGACAGAGGAAAUGCUGACGUUUUCGGGAGAACAAACGACAGCUGUAGACGAAAGCCUGUCCAUUCCAACCGUGACCACAGACAGUGUCCAAACUGCAACACUACCCGAUGAGGGAUCAGCAAUAACAGAGGAAAUGAUAACAUCUUCAGGAGAAGAGACUUCAAGUGGUGCAACACCAGAAACAACAAGUCCAGUGACUGUCACCACUCUAGCACCAAACGACAAACAAACAGUGACUGAAGACUUCUCCGGCAUAACUGAAGAUAUGUUUACAGCCUCAGGAGAUGAAACGGGAAGCACAACAACAGCAGAGACUACUAGUCUUGCUACAAUGUCUACCUCCCAGGCAGAAGAAAUGACAAGUUCAGGAGAUGAAGGAUCAGGUGUGACAGAGGAAAUGUUGACGUUUUCGGGAGGACAAACAACAGCUGCAGACGAAAGCCUGUCCAUUCCAACCGUGACCACAGACACUGUCCAAACUGCAACACUACCCGAUGAGCGAUCAGCAGUAACCGAGGAAAUGAUAACAUCUUCAGGAGAAGAGACUUCAAGUGGUGCAACACCAGAAACAACAAGUCCAGUGACUGUCACCACUUUUGCACCACACGACAAACAAACAGUGACUGAAGACUUCUCCGGCAUAACUGAAGAUAUGUUUACAGCCUCAGGAGAUGAAACGGGAAGCACAACAACAGCAGAGACUACUAGUCCUGCCACAAUGUCUACCGCCCAGGCAGGAGAAAUGACAAGUUCAGGAGAUGAAGGAUCAGGUGUGACAGAGGAAAUGCUGACGUUUUCGGGAGAACAAACGACAGCUGUAGACGAAAGCCUGUCCAUUCCAACCGUGACCACAGACAGUGUCCAAACUGCAACACUACCCGAUGAGGGAUCAGCAAUAACAGAGGAAAUGAUAACAUCUUCAGGAGAAGAGACUUCAAGUGGUGCAACACCAGAAACAACAAGUCCAGUGACUGUCACCACUCUAGCACCAAACGACAAACAAACAGUGACUGAAGACUUCUCCGGCAUAACUGAAGAUAUGUUAACAGCCUCAGGAGAUGAAACGGGAAGCACAACAACAGCAGAGACUACUAGUCUUGCUACAAUGUCUACCUCCCAGGCAGAAGAAAUGACAAGUUCAGGAGAUGAAGGAUCAGGUGUGACAGAGGAAAUGCUGACGUUUUCGGGAGGACAAACAACAGCUGCAGACGAAAGCCUGUCCAUUCCAACCGUGACCACAGACACUGUCCAAACUGCAACACUACCCGAUGAGCGAUCAGCAGUAACCGAGGAAAUGAUAACAUCUUCAGGAGAAGAGACUUCAAGUGGUGCAACACCAGAAACAACAAGUCCAGUGACUGUCACCACUUUUGCACCACACGACAAACAAACAGUGACUGAAGACUUCUCCGGCAUAACUGAAGAUAUGUUUACAGCCUCAGGAGAUGAAACGGGAAGCACAACAACAGCAGAGACUACUAGUCCUGAAACAAUGUCUACCGCCCAGGCAGGAGAAAUGACAAGUUCAGGAGAUGAAGGAUCAGGUGUGACAGAGGAAAUGCUGACGUUUUCGGGAGAACAAACGACAGCUGUAGACGAAAGCCUGUCCAUUCCAACCGUGACCACAGACACUGUCCAAACUGCAACACUACCCGAUGAGGGAUCAGCAAUAACCGAGGAAAUGAUAACAUCUUCAGGAGAAGAGACUUCAAGUGGUGCAACACCAGAAACAACAAGUCCAGUGACUGUCACCACUUUUGCACCACACGACAAACAAACAGUGACUGAAGACUUCUCCGGCAUAACUGAAGAUAUGUUUACAGCCUCAGGAGAUGAAACGGGAAGCACAACAACAGCAGAGACUACUAGUCCUGCCACAGUGUCUACCGCCCAGGCAGGAGAAAUGACAAGUUCAGAAGAUGAAGGAUCAGGUGUGACAGAGGAAAUGCUGACGUUUUCGGGAGGACAAACAACAGCUGCAGACGAAAGCCUGUCCAUUCCAACCGUGACCACAGACACUGUCCAAACUGCAACACUACCCGAUGAGGGAUCAGCAGUAACCGAGGAAAUGAAAACAUCUUCAGGAGAAGAGACUUCAAGUGGUGCAACACCAGAAACAACAAGUCCAGUAACUGUCACCACUUUUGCACCACACGACAAACAAACAGUGACUGAAGACUUCUCCGGCAUAACUGAAGAUAUGUUUACAGCCUCAGGAGAUGAAACGGGAAGCACAACAACAGCAGAGACUACUAGUCCUGCCACAGUGUCUACCGCCAUGGCAGGAGAAAUGACAAGUUCAGGAGAUGAAGGAUCAGGUGUGACAGAGGAAAUGCUGACGUUUUCGGGAGAACAAACGACAGUUGUAGACGAAAGCCUGUCCAUUCCAACCGUGACCACAGACACUGUCCAAACUGCAACACUACCCGAUGAGGGAUCAGCAAUAACCGAGGAAAUGAUAACAUCUUCAGGAGAAGAGACUUCAAGUGGUGCAACACCAGAAACAACAAGUCCAGUGACUGUCACCACUCUAGCACCAGACGACAAACAAACAGUGACUGAAGACUUCUCCGGCAUAACUGAAGAUAUGUUUACAGCCUCAGGAGAUGAAACGGGAAGCACAACAACAGCAGAGACUACUAGUCCUGCCACAAUGUUUACCUCCCAGGCAGGAGAAAUGACAAGUUCAGGAGAUGAAGGAUCAGGUGUGACAGAGGAAAUGCUGACGUUUUCGGGAGGACAAACAACAGCUGCAGACGAAAGCCUGUCCAUUCCAACCGUGACCACAGACACUGUCCAAACUGCAACACUACCCGAUGAGGGAUCAGCAGUAACCGAGGAAAUGAAAACAUCUUCAGGAGAAGAGACUUCAAGUGGUGCAACACCAGAAACAACAAGUCCAGUGACUGUCACCACUUUUGCACCACACGACAAACAAACAGUGACUGAAGACUUCUCCGGCAUAACUGAAGAUAUGUUUACAGCCUCAGGAGAUGAAACGGGAAGCACAACAACAGCAGAGACUACUAGUCCUGAAACAAUGUCUACCGCCCAGGCAGGAGAAAUGACAAGUUCAGGAGAUGAAGGAUCAGGUGUGACAGAGGAAAUGCUGACGUUUUCGGGAGAACAAACGACAGCUGUAGACGAAAGCCUGUCCAUUCCCACCGUGACCACAGACACUGUCCAAACUGCAGCACUACCCGAUGAGGGAUCAGCAAUAACCGAGGAAAUGAUAACAUCUUCAGGAGAAGAGACUUCAAGUGGUGCAACACCAGAAACAACAAGUCCAGUGACUGUCACCACUCUAGGACCAGACGACAAACAAACAGUGACUGAAGACUUCUCCGGCAUAACUGAAGAUAUGUUUACAGCCUCAGGAGAUGAAACGGGAAGCACAACAACAGCAGAGACUACUAGUCCUGCCACAAUGUUUACCUCCCAGGCAGGAGAAAUGACAAGUUCAGGAGAUGAAGGAUCAGGUGUGACAGAGGAAAUGCUGACGUUUUCGGGAGGACAAACAACAGCUGCAGACGAAAGCCUGUCCAUUCCAACCGUGACCACAGACACUGUCCAAACUGCAACACUACCCGAUGAGGGAUCAGCAGUAACCGAGGAAAUGAUAACAUCGUCAGGAGAAGAGACUUCAAGUGGUGCAACACCAGAAACAACAAGUCCAGUGACUGUCACCACUUUUGCACCACACGACAAACAAACAGUGACUGAAGACUUCUCCGGCAUAACUGAAGAUAUGUUUACAGCCUCAGGAGAUGAAACGGGAAGCACAACAACAUCAGAGACUACUAGUCCUGCCACAAUGUCUACCGCCCAGGCAGGAGAAAUGACAAGUUCAGGAGAUGAAGGAUCAGGUGUGACAGAGGAAAUGCUGACGUUUUCGGGAGAACAAACGACAGCUGUAGACGAAAGCCUGUCCAUUCCAACCGUGACCACAGACACUGUCCAAACUGCAACACUACCCGAUGAGGGAUCAGCAAUAACCGAGGAAAUGAUAACAUCUUCAGGAGAAGAGACUUCAAGUGGUGCAACACCAGAAACAACAAGUCCAGUGACUGUCACCACUUUUGCACCACACGACAAACAAACAGUGACUGAAGACUUCUCCGGCAUAACUGAAAAUAUGUUUACAGACUCAGGAGAUGAAACGGGAAGCACAACAACAGCAGAGACUACUAGUCCUGCUACAAUGUCUACCUCCCAGGCAGAAGAAAUGACAAGUUCAGGAGAUGAAGGAUCAGGUGUGACAGAGGAAAUGCUGACGUUUUCGGGAGAACAAACAACAGCUGCAGACGAAAGCCUGUCCAUUCCAACCGUGACCACAGACACUGUCCAAACUGCAACACUACCCGAUGAGGGAUCAGCAGUAACCGAGGAAAUGAUAACAUCUUCAGGAGAAGGUACUUCAAGUGGUGCAACACCAGAAACAACAAGUCCAGUGACUGUCACCACUUUUGCACCACACGACAAACAAACAGUGACUGAAGACUUCUCCGGCAUAACUGAAGAUAUGUUUACAGCCUCAGGAGAUGAAACGGGAAGCACAACAACAGCAGAGAUUACUAGUCCUGCCACAGUGUCUACCGCCCAGGCAGGAGAAAUGACAAGUUCAGAAGAUGAAGGAUCAGGUGUGACAGAGGAAAUGCUGACGUUUUCGGGAGAACAAACGACAGCUGUAGACGAAAGCCUGUCCAUUCCAACCGUGACCACAGACACUGUCCAAACUGCAACACUACCCGAUGAGGGAUCAGCAAUAACCGAGGAAAUGAUAACAUCUUCAGGAGAAGAGACUUCAAGUGGUGCAACACCAGAAACAACAAGUCCAGUGACUGUCACCACUCUAGCACCAGACGACAAACAAACAGUGACUGAAGACUUCUCCGGCAUAACUGAAGAUAUGUUUACAGCCUCAGGAGAUGAAACGGGAAGCACAACAACAGCAGAGACUACUAGUCCUGCCACAAUGUUUACCUCCCAGGCAGGAGAAAUGACAAGUUCAGGAGAUGAAGGAUCAGGUGUGACAGAGGAAAUGCUGACGUUUUCGGGAGGACAAACAACAGCUGCAGACGAAAGCCUGUCCAUUCCAACCGUGACCACAGACACUGUCCAAACUGCAACACUACCCGAUGAGGGAUCAGCAGUAACCGAGGAAAUGAAAACAUCUUCAGGAGAAGAGACUUCAAGUGGUGCAACACCAGAAACAACAAGUCCAGUAACUGUCACCACUUUUGCACCACACGACAAACAAACAGUGACUGAAGACUUCUCCGGCAUAACUGAAGAUAUGUUUACAGCCUCAGGAGAUGAAACGGGAAGCACAAAAACAGCAGAGACUACUAGUCCUGCCACAGUGUCUACCGCCAUGGCAGGAGAAAUGACAAGUUCAGGAGAUGAAGGAUCAGGUGUGACAGAGGAAAUGCUGACGUUUUCGGGAGAACAAACGACAGCUGUAGACGAAAGCCUGUCCAUUCCAACCGUGACCACAGACACUGUCCAAACUGCAACACUACCCGAUGAGGGAUCAGCAAUAACAGAGGAAAUGAUAACAUCUUCAGGAGAAGAGACUUCAAGUGGUGCAACACCAGAAACAACAAGUCCAGUGACUGUCACCACUCUAGCACCAGACGACAAACAAACAGUGACUGAAGACUUCUCCGGCAUAACUGAAGAUAUGUUUACAGCCUCAGGAGAUGAAACGGGAAGCACAACAACAGCAGAGACUACUAGUCCUGCCACAAUGUUUACCUCCCAGGCAGGAGAAAUGACAAGUUCAGGAGAUGAAGGAUCAGGUGUGACAGAGGAAAUGCUGACGUUUUCGGGAGGACAAACAACAGCUGCAGACGAAAGCCUGUCCAUUCCAACCGUGACCACAGACACUGUCCAAACUGCAACACUACCCGAUGAGGGAUCAGCAGUAACCGAGGAAAUGAAAACAUCUUCAGGAGAAGAGACUUCAAGUGGUGCAACACCAGAAACAACAAGUCCAGUGACUGUCACCACUUUUGCACCACACGACAAACAAACAGUGACUGAAGACUUCUCCGGCAUAACUGAAGAUAUGUUUACAGCCUCAGGAGAUGAAACGGGAAGCACAACAACAGCAGAGACUACUAGUCCUGAAACAAUGUCUACCGCCCAGGCAGGAGAAAUGACAAGUUCAGGAGAUGAAGGAUCAGGUGUGACAGAGGAAAUGCUGACGUUUUCGGGAGAACAAACGACAGCUGUAGACGAAAGCCUGUCCAUUCCAACCGUGACCACAGACACUGUCCAAACUGCAGCACUACCCGAUGAGGGAUCAGCAAUAACCGAGGAAAUGAUAACAUCUUCAGGAGAAGAGACUUCAAGUGGUGCAACACCAGAAACAACAAGUCCAGUGACUGUCACCACUCUAGCACCAGACGACAAACAAACAGUGACUGAAGACUUCUCCGGCAUAACUGAAGAUAUGUUUACAGCCUCAGGAGAUGAAACGGGAAGCACAACAACAGCAGAGACUACUAGUCCUGCCACAAUGUUUACCUCCCAGGCAGGAGAAAUGACAAGUUCAGGAGAUGAAGGAUCAGGUGUGACAGAGGAAAUGCUGACGUUUUCGGGAGGACAAACAACAGCUGCAGACGAAAGCCUGUCCAUUCCAACCGUGACCACAGACACUGUCCAAACUGCAACACUACCCGAUGAGGGAUCAGCAGUAACCGAGGAAAUGAUAACAUCGUCAGGAGAAGAGACUUCAAGUGGUGCAACACCAGAAACAACAAGUCCAGUGACUGUCACCACUUUUGCACCACACGACAAACAAACAGUGACUGAAGACUUCUCCGGCAUAACUGAAGAUAUGUUUACAGCCUCAGGAGAUGAAACGGGAAGCACAACAACAUCAGAGACUACUAGUCCUGAAACAAUGUCUACCGCCCAGGCAGGAGAAAUGACAAGUUCAGGAGAUGAAGGAUCAGGUGUGACAGAGGAAAUGCUGACGUUUUCGGGAGAACAAACGACAGCUGUAGACGAAAGCCUGUCCAUUCCAACCGUGACCACAGACACUGUCCAAACUGCAACACUACCCGAUGAGGGAUCAGCAAUAACCGAGGAAAUGAUAACAUCUUCAGGAGAAGAGACUUCAAGUGGUGCAACACCAGAAACAACAAGUCCAGUGACUGUCACCACUUUUGCACCAGACGACAAACAAACAGUGACUGAAGACUUCUCCGGCAUAACUGAAAAUAUGUUUACAGCCUCAGGAGAUGAAACGGGAAGCACAACAACUGCAGAGACUACUAGUCCUGCUACAAUGUCUACCUCCCAGGCAGAAGAAAUGACAACUUCAGGAGAUGAAGGAUCAGGUGUGACAGAGGAAAUGCUGACGUUUUCGGGAGAACAAACAACAGCUGCAGACGAAAGCCUGUCCAUUCCAACCGUGACCACAGACACUGUCCAAACUGCAACACUACCCGAUGAGGGAUCAGCAAUAACCGAGGAAAUGAUAACAUCUUCAGGAGAAGGUACUUCAAGUGGUGCAACACCAGAAACAACAAGUCCAGUGACUGUCACCAGUUUUGCACCACACGACAAACAAACAGUGACUGAAGACUUCUCCGGCAUAACUGAAGAUAUGUUUACAGCCUCAGGAGAUGAAACGGGAAGCACAACAACAGCAGAGACUACUAGUCCUGCCACAGUGUCUACCGCCCAGGCAGGAGAAAUGACAAGUUCAGAAGAUGAAGGAUCAGGUGUGACAGAGGAAAUGCUGACGUUUUCGGGAGAACAAACGACAGCUGUAGACGAAAGCCUGUCCAUUCCAACCGUGACCACAGACACUGUCCAAACUGCAACACUACCCGAUGAGGGAUCAGCAGUAACCGAGGAAAUGAAAACAUCUUCAGGAGAAGAGACUUCAAGUGGUGCAACACCAGAAACAACAAGUCCAGUAACUGUCACCACUUUUGCACCACACGACAAACAAACAGUGACUGAAGACUUCUCCGGCAUAACUGAAGAUAUGUUUACAGCCUCAGGAGAUGAAACGGGAAGCACAAAAACAGCAGAGACUACUAGUCCUGCCACAGUGUCUACCGCCAUGGCAGGAGAAAUGACAAGUUCAGGAGAUGAAGGAUCAGGUGUGACAGAGGAAAUGCUGACGUUUUCGGGAGAACAAACGACAGCUGUAGACGAAAGCCUGUCCAUUCCAACCGUGACCACAGACACUGUCCAAACUGCAACACUACCCGAUGAGGGAUCAGCAAUAACAGAGGAAAUGAUAACAUCUUCAGGAGAAGAGACUUCAAGUGGUGCAACACCAGAAACAACAAGUCCAGUGACUGUCACCACUCUAGCACCAGACGACAAACAAACAGUGACUGAAGACUUCUCCGGCAUAACUGAAGAUAUGUUUACAGCCUCAGGAGAUGAAACGGGAAGCACAACAACAGCAGAGACUACUAGUCUUGCCACAAUGUUUACCUCCCAGGCAGGAGAAAUGACAAGUUCAGGAGAUGAAGGAUCAGGUGUGACAGAGGAAAUGCUGACGUUUUCGGGAGAACAAACAACAGCUGCAGACGAAAGCCUGUCCAUUCCAACCGUGACCACAGACACUGUCCAAACUGCAACACUACCCGAUGAGCGAUCAGCAGUAACCGAGGAAAUGAUAACAUCUUCAGGAGAAGAGACUUCAAGUGGUGCAACACCAGAAACAACAAGUCCAGUGACUGUCACCACUUUUGCACCACACGACAAACAAACAGUGACUGAAGACUUCUCCGGCAUAACUGAAGAUAUGUUUACAGCCUCAGGAGAUGAAACGGGAAGCACAACAACAUCAGAGACUACUAGUCCUGAAACAAUGUCUACCGCCCAGGCAGGAGAAAUGACAAGUUCAGGAGAUGAAGGAUCAGGUGUGACAGAGGAAAUGCUGACGUUUUCGGGAGAACAAACGACAGCUGUAGACGAAAGCCUGUCCAUUCCAACCGUGACCACAGACACUGUCCAAACUGCAACACUACCCGAUGAGGGAUCAGCAAUAACCGAGGAAAUGAUAACAUCUUCAGGAGAAGAGACUUCAAGUGGUGCAACACCAGAAACAACAAGUCCAGUGACUGUCACCACUUUUGCACCAGACGACAAACAAACAGUGACUGAAGACUUCUCCGGCAUAACUGAAAAUAUGUUUACAGCCUCAGGAGAUGAAACGGGAAGCACAACAACUGCAGAGACUACUAGUCCUGCUACAAUGUCUACCUCCCAGGCAGAAGAAAUGACAACUUCAGGAGAUGAAGGAUCAGGUGUGACAGAGGAAAUGCUGACGUUUUCGGGAGAACAAACAACAGCUGCAGACGAAAGCCUGUCCAUUCCAACCGUGACCACAGACACUGUCCAAACUGCAACACUACCCGAUGAGGGAUCAGCAAUAACCGAGGAAAUGAUAACAUCUUCAGGAGAAGGUACUUCAAGUGGUGCAACACCAGAAACAACAAGUCCAGUGACUGUCACCAGUUUUGCACCACACGACAAACAAACAGUGACUGAAGACUUCUCCGGCAUAACUGAAGAUAUGUUUACAGCCUCAGGAGAUGAAACGGGAAGCACAACAACAGCAGAGACUACUAGUCCUGCCACAGUGUCUACCGCCCAGGCAGGAGAAAUGACAAGUUCAGAAGAUGAAGGAUCAGGUGUGACAGAGGAAAUGCUGACGUUUUCGGGAGAACAAACGACAGCUGUAGACGAAAGCCUGUCCAUUCCAACCGUGACCACAGACACUGUCCAAACUGCAACACUACCCGAUGAGGGAUCAGCAGUAACCGAGGAAAUGAAAACAUCUUCAGGAGAAGAGACUUCAAGUGGUGCAACACCAGAAACAACAAGUCCAGUAACUGUCACCACUUUUGCACCACACGACAAACAAACAGUGACUGAAGACUUCUCCGGCAUAACUGAAGAUAUGUUUACAGCCUCAGGAGAUGAAACGGGAAGCACAAAAACAGCAGAGACUACUAGUCCUGCCACAGUGUCUACCGCCAUGGCAGGAGAAAUGACAAGUUCAGGAGAUGAAGGAUCAGGUGUGACAGAGGAAAUGCUGACGUUUUCGGGAGAACAAACGACAGCUGUAGACGAAAGCCUGUCCAUUCCAACCGUGACCACAGACACUGUCCAAACUGCAACACUACCCGAUGAGGGAUCAGCAAUAACAGAGGAAAUGAUAACAUCUUCAGGAGAAGAGACUUCAAGUGGUGCAACACCAGAAACAACAAGUCCAGUGACUGUCACCACUCUAGCACCAGACGACAAACAAACAGUGACUGAAGACUUCUCCGGCAUAACUGAAGAUAUGUUUACAGCCUCAGGAGAUGAAACGGGAAGCACAACAACAGCAGAGACUACUAGUCCUGCCACAAUGUUUACCUCCCAGGCAGGAGAAAUGACAAGUUCAGGAGAUGAAGGAUCAGGUGUGACAGAGGAAAUGCUGACGUUUUCGGGAGGACAAACAACAGCUGCAGACGAAAGCCUGUCCAUUCCAACCGUGACCACAGACACUGUCCAAACUGCAACACUACCCGAUGAGGGAUCAGCAGUAACCGAGGAAAUGAAAACAUCUUCAGGAGAAGAGACUUCAAGUGGUGCAACACCAGAAACAACAAGUCCAGUGACUGUCACCUCUUUUGCACCACACGACAAACAAACAGUGACUGAAGACUUCUCCGGCAUAACUGAAGAUAUGUUUACAGCCUCAGGGGAUGAAACGGGAAGCACAACAACAGCAGAGACUACUAGUCCUGAAAAAAUGUCUACCGCCCAGGCAGGAGAAAUGACAAGUUCAGGAGAUGAAGGAUCAGGUGUGACAGAGGAAAUGCUGACGUUUUCGGGAGAACAAACGACAGCUGUAGACGAAAGCCUGUCCAUUCCCACCGUGACCACAGACACUGUCCAAACUGCAGCACUACCCGAUGAGGGAUCAGCAAUAACAGAGGAAAUGAUAACAUCUUCAGGAGAAGAGACUUCAAGUGGUGCAACACCAGAAACAACAAGUCCAGUGACUGUCACCACUCUAGCACCAGACGACAAACAAACAGUGACUGAAGACUUCUCCGGCAUAACUGAAGAUAUGUUUACAGCCUCAGGAGAUGAAACGGGAAGCACAACAACAGCAGAGAUUACUAGUCCUGCCACAAUGUUUACCUCCCAGGCAGGAGAAAUGACAAGUUCAGGAGAUGAAGGAUCAGGUGUGACAGAGGAAAUGCUGACGUUUUCGGGAGGACAAACAACAGCUGCAGACGAAAGCCUGUCCAUUCCAACCGUGACCACAGACACUGUCCAAACUGCAACACUACCCGAUGAGGGAUCAGCAGUAACCGAGGAAAUGAUAACAUCGUCAGGAGAAGAGACUUCAAGUGGUGCAACACCAGAAACAACAAGUCCAGUGACUGUCACCACUUUUGCACCACACGACAAACAAACAGUGACUGAAGACUUCUCCGGCAUAACUGAAGAUAUGUUUACAGCCUCAGGAGAUGAAACGGGAAGCACAACAACAGCAGAGACUACUAGUCCUGAAACAAUGUCUACCGCCCAGGCAGGAGAAAUGACAAGUUCAGGAGAUGAAGGAUCAGGUGUGACAGAGGAAAUGCUGACGUUUUCGGGAGAACAAACGACAGCUGUAGACAAAAGCCUGUCCAUUCCAACCGUGACCACAGACACUGUCCAAACUGCAGCACUACCCGAUGAGGGAUCAGCAAUAACAGAGGAAAUGAUAACAUCUUCAGGAGAAGAGACUUCAAGUGGUGCAACACCAGAAACAACAAGUCCAGUGACUGUCACCACUCUAGCACCAGACGACAAACAAACAGUGACUGAAGACUUCUCCGGCAUAACUGAAGAUAUGUUUACAGCCUCAGGAGAUGAAACGGGAAGCACAACAACAGCAGAGACUACUAGUCCUGCUACAAUGUCUACCUCCCAGGCAGAAGAAAUGACAAGUUCAGGAGAUGAAGGAUCAGGUGUGACAGAGGAAAUGGUGACGUUUUCGGGAGGACAAACAACAGCUGCAGACGAAAGCCUGUCCAUUCCAACCGUGACCACAGACACUGUCCAAACUGCAACACUACCCGAUGAGGGAUCAGCAGUAACCGAGGAAAUGAUAACAUCGUCAGGAGAAGAGACUUCAAGUGGUGCAACACCAGAAACAACAAGUCCACCUCAGGAGAUGAAACGGGAAGCACAACAACAGCAGAGACUAAUAGUCCUGCCACAAUGUCUACCGCCCAGGCAGGAGAAAUGA
Molecule: messenger RNA, 39219 nt
Organism: Haliotis rufescens (red abalone)
Lineage: Eukaryota; Metazoa; Mollusca; Gastropoda; Lepetellida; Haliotidae
Exons: 3
Coding region: 1-39219 (13072 amino acids)
Source: RefSeq, a predicted model, not a curated record